Messenger RNA from Impatiens glandulifera, 1554 nucleotides. RefSeq names its product peptidyl-prolyl cis-trans isomerase CYP38, chloroplastic. Lineage: Eukaryota; Viridiplantae; Streptophyta; Magnoliopsida; Ericales; Balsaminaceae. The coding region runs from base 109 to 1458 and encodes 449 amino acids. The transcript is spliced from 7 exons. Gene Ontology annotation, biological process: protein peptidyl-prolyl isomerization. The record is from RefSeq and is a predicted model, not a curated record. Gene Ontology annotation, molecular function: peptidyl-prolyl cis-trans isomerase activity.
UUUCUCUCUCUUUAAAACUAACUCUCCCUCCCUCCGUCUACAUCAUUUCCUUCUUCUCUAUCAUAACCGCUCUCCGAAUCGUAUUGCGCUGAUUACAAAUCUCAAACAAUGUCAGCUCUUCUAUCCUGCCAUUACUCUUCGCUCUCAACAUCUGCUCAAACCUCCAAAUUCAUCAAUCCUAAUCUAUCUUUCAACAACAACAACGUUCGUUUCUCGCACCAAAACGCUUCGCAUCCAUCACUUGGCGCUCGAUGUUCAUCUGAAAGCUCCAGACGGUUUCAACACCACAACAAACAGAAGGAUCCGAUUGUUUCAUUGAAGGAAUGUGCGAUUUCUCUAGCAUUGGCGUUUGGAUUGAUAACCGGAGCUCCUACUUUUGAUAUUGCCAAUGCUGCUACUCCGGCAAUGCCAGAUGUAUCUGUAUUGAUCUCAGGGCCGCCGAUCAAGGAUCCAGGAGCUUUGUUGAGAUACGCAUUGCCAAUUGACAAUAAGGCAAUCAGAGAGGUGCAAAAGCCGCUUGAAGACAUUACUGAUAGUCUCAAAAUUUCUGGUGUCAAGUCACUUGAUUCUGUCGGGAGAAAUGCGAGACUGGCGUCACGCUCUCUUAAGCAGGGGAAAUCACAAAUCAUAUCUGGAUUGGCUGAAUCAAAGAAGGAUCAUGGAGUUGAGCUGCUUGACAAGCUGGACGCAGGUCUGGAUGAGCUGCUACAGAUUGUGGAAGACAAGAAUCGAAAUGCAAUUGUGCCAAAGCAGAAAGAGCUGCUCAACUAUGUCGGCAAUGUUGAAGAGGAUAUGGUUGAUGGCUUCCCCUUUGAGGUGCCUGAAGAGUACAAGAACACACCUUUCUUGAAAGGAAGAGCAGCUGUAGAUAUGAAGGUCAAAGUGAAGGACAAUCCUAACGUGGAUGAAUGUGUCUUUCAUAUUGUUCUCGAUGGUUACAACGCUCCAGUAACUGCUGGGAAUUUCCUGGAUUUGGUUAAAAGGCAUUUUUACGACGGAAUGGAAAUCCAAAGAGCUGAUGGAUUUGUAGUCCAGACUGGGGAUCCUGAGGGACCUGCAGAAGGUUUUAUUGAUCCUAGUACAGAAAAGAUUAGGACUAUACCGCUAGAGAUCAUGGUGGAAGGAGAGAAAGUUCCUUUCUAUGGACAAACUCUUGAGGAACUUGGUUUAUACAAGGCUCAGACAAAGCUCCCAUUCAAUGCUUUCGGAACAAUGGCCAUGGCAAGAGAAGAAUUUGAGAACAAUUCAGCAUCAAGUCAGAUAUUUUGGUUAUUAAAAGAGAGUGAACUCACCCCGAGCAAUUCAAAUAUUCUGGAUGGCCGAUAUGCAGUGUUUGGCUACAUAACAGAAAACGAGGAUUAUUUAGCAGACCUCAAAGUUGGGGAUGUUAUAGAAUCAGUAGAAGUUGUGUCUGGUCUUGACAACCUUGUCAACCCCAGCUAUGAGAUUGCUAGCUAGUUUCUUCUACUCCCUGCAAGCAAUGACUUGUGCUCAAUUUAUUUGUUAAACAGUAUAUUGAUUGAUACAUGAUAAUUAUUUAUUUAAAUGUCUUUA